AAUCCAAUCGAGUUUCAGAUUUCGGAAGUAAACCAAAGCUUCUUCUUCAAUCGCAUAGCCGCACGUCGUCGCCGGACUUGUAGCUUGUUUUGGUGGAAGAUGACGCUAUUUCACUUUUUCAACUGUGCGAUUCUCACCUUCGGUCCCCACGCCGUCUACUACUCCGCCACUCCAUUAUCUGAAUAUGACACUCUUGGAACCUCCGUGAAGGCUGCUGUUGUUUACCUCGCUACAGCACUGGUUAAGCUUGUUUGCUUGGCAACUUUUCUGCAAGUCUCUGAAACUGAAGUAUUUGAUCCUUACCAGGAAGCACUGAAAGCAAUGAUUGGCUUCAUUGACGUCGCUGGUCUGUACUUUGCUCUGGCUCAGCUGACACACAGGAACAUCUCUCAGAACCAUAAGUUUCAAGCUGUUGGCCUUGGAUGGGCAUUUGCGGAUUCUGUUUUGCAUAGGUUGGCUCCUCUUUGGGUUGGUGCUCGAGGACUUGAGUUCACCUGGGAUUAUGUUUUGCAAGGGCUUGAAGCCAAUGCAAAUCUGGUGUUUACGAUAUCUUUAGCUGCGCUAGGUUCAUUGAUGUGGCUACGCAAGAACAAGCCAAAGACUCUGAUCCCCAUCAUAUACACGUGUGCAGUGAUCAUCGCUACAAUGCCUUCAAUCACGAGCUAUCUAAGGAGAGUCAUGGGAUGGCAUUUCCCCAAAGUUGUUGGGUUUGAGCUGAUGACUUCUCUGGUUAUGGCUUUCAUCAGCUGUCAACUCUUCAUUCUUUGUCAGAGACCGUCUUUGUGAUUCCACUCCUAUCGGGAGACUAAACUCACUUGAACUGCUCUUUUGGCAGAAGAGAGCUUUAUGUUUAUGGGUAACUCUUGAGACGUACGUACUUGCCUUGUUUUUCGGUUCCUUGAAACUUUUGAUCUUUACAUUGUAGAAGAAUAUUGAACCACAUAUUCAAGAGAUCCUUACACUUGAGGUCUCUCUUGUAAGGGAUCAACAAGAGCUUAUAAACGUCAAGAGCAUUCAUCUAA
Raphanus sativus (radish) is the source of this 1022-nucleotide messenger RNA. RefSeq lists its product as uncharacterized. Bases 100 to 786 code for a protein of 228 amino acids. NCBI's taxonomy places the organism in Eukaryota, Viridiplantae, Streptophyta, Magnoliopsida, Brassicales, Brassicaceae. The record is from RefSeq and is a predicted model, not a curated record. The transcript is spliced from 6 exons.